AGUGUUUGUGAUCAAGCUUCCAAAGAACUUGGAAAUUGAUUGUCGCGACCUUUAAGUAAGUAUCCCAAAACUCUUUACACCAACACCGACGACCCCUCAUCAAACAGCCGAAGAGCUCAAGUGUAACACAUCAAGAAGUCUACAACUUCGUACAACGGUAACAAAAAAUCCGAAUAAAAAAUUCCACAUACUCGGAAUAUUUUAAACACAUUUUGAAAUUAUAAUCCACUUCGUUUCCGCGCACAUUUGUUUCUAAGAAAAUGGCAGACACCGUUGAGCAACAAGUUUCUGUCCCGGCUUUGGACAGCCAGACCCAGGAGGAAGUGAACCUGUUUCUGCGGAAAACGCAGGAAACCGACGUGGAACCGGUUUUGGCUGCUCCCAAGGCCGCCCCCUUCUCUGACAUUGUUGCCUAUCAAAUGCAAAAAUGUCUGGGUCUGGAAACUUGUGAUGCAAGUCCGUGAACAAUAAGUGCUCUGUAAUGCGCCGCCAAGCAUGACAAGUUUUUCUUUUUUCGUGCUUCUGUGAUGCGUAUUUCGCAUGAGAAACUGCGCUUUUGCAUGACAGGCAAGAGGACCUCUUGGUGGCCGCGCAACACAGAGUACAGAGUCAUGCCAGACUAGCAUGACAAUGUUGCAGACCCAGACAUUUUUGCGUUUGAUAUUGCCUCCAUGGCUGCGAUUCCGGAGCAAACUGCUGCCGAGUCCCGCAAGGUGGAAGUCGCGGCCGGUACCACUGUCGCUGUGCCAGCGAAGAAGGACGAAGAAGACUCUGCCACCGAAGCACGUAUAUAUAUAUACAUAACUUUGAUUAUAUGGAGCUUUUGCUUUUUCUAGCAGCAUUGCGUUGAAAAUCUAGCAGCAUUGAUUUUUUAUUUUUACCUAUUUGAGCAUGGCAUGCGAUGCAAACUGAAACUUUGACUUUCGUAAAACCACUGCACAGUGCGCGGCUCCACCAGCGCGGGAUCCAGCAACCCGUCUUCCUCUUCCAGUGCGGGCGCUUCCACCGCGACGGAUGCGUCUUCUUCCGCGGCCGAGACCGAAACCGAGGGCGCCGGCGGCAAGAAGGGCGUGGACCUGAAGGCGUUCAAGAACAUGCUGAAGUCGUUCGCGGACUACAAGGAUCCGGACACCUGGUCGCAGGUGUUGAACCCGAACAACAAGGCCUACAACCCGCAGUUGGCCACCCUGCACAAGGCCAUCCAGUGGGCCACGCAAAAAACCCGCACGCCGAAGGACAAGAAGAAGAAGGAGGAGGAGAAGGCGGCCGCCGAAAAGCAGGCCGCGGGCGAAAACUCCGGCUCCGGCUCCUCCGCCGAGGAGGGGGAAGCUUCGUCCUCCUCCGGCAACAAGAAAAAGUCCGCGACCACCCGCGCCAGCGCCGCGACCGGAACCUCCUCCGGCGCGGAGUCUACGGAUGGCACGGAGCAGCUGCUGAUGGGCAAGUUCGCGCAGCACCUGAUGGCCGCCAAGGGGCUCACCCCGGCGAACAAAGGGGCCGCGAACAAGGGAAACAACGGUAGUUCUGCGGACUACCACUACGGCGCCGCCUUUUUCGGCAAGAACGGCGGCUCCUGGGGGCAGCACGGGAAGCACCACUUCGGGAAGAAUGGCGGUGGUCACCACCCGCAGGGCUACAACUACAACAAGGGCGGCAAGUACUACAACAGUCAGUACAGCCAGUACCAGUACGGCUCGGCCUACCAGCAGCAGCAGGCGAGCAAGGGCUACGGCAAGCAGGGCAAAAUGAACCACUAUUACAACAACCAGUACAACAACCAGGGCAAGUGGGGAAACACCGGCGCGACCAACGGCUACUACAACGCGGCGGGCAAGGACCAGAAUGUCACAGCGUCCUACAACAAGAACGGCCAAACGACUACGACCUACUACCGUGCCGGCUUUGUGGAUGCGCAAGCGGGUGAGGGUCAACAGGCGGGGAACAAUGCGGCUUCCUACCAGAAGGGCGGUGCGGCUUCCGGUAGCCAUUUGCAGUCUACCGCGGCUCCCUUCCACCCCAACAGCGGGGAACAGGGUGGCGCAGCGGCUUCCGGUGCGCCGAGCGAGAUGCUGUCGCCCCUGCCCACGUCGCCGUUCGACAUGGCCGGAAUGCCCCCGUUCGCGCUUCCGCCGAUGGACCCGUGGACCAUGUCCAUGAUGAUGGCGGGUUUGCCCCCGAUGGGCCAGGACCCAGCCGCCUGGGCCGCUGCGGCGCACAGCGCGGCUGCGCCGGGCGGUUCGCCAGCCUGAGCGACUGAAAAAGUAUGAGAAAUGUUGCUGAAUAUUAUGAUGAGCCAGAUCGAUAAUUUAUUAUUUGAUCGGGCGGCGGCUUGUUCUUUCGCGCAGCUUUCUUGUCACUACUGAUCGUCUUCAAGGACGAAGAUGAAACAAUCCAACGUCGAAACCGCACUGGCUGUCUUGACCGGUUGUGUCAAGUGGAGGCUACUGCGGUUGGAAAUAGAAUGGACGAUAGAUUCGAUCGAUCCUUUUUUGCCGAGCACGAAAGGAAUCACACUUUCUGCUUUCUCACGAAAAGCAGAGUAUAACUUUUUUCUAGAUGUUAUCAUAUUCCGCGACAAGCUAGUGGAAGAGGAUAGUACACUACUUGUAGGAAGUAUCGCAAGAAAAAACUGUUUCACUGUAAACUUGUGAUGCAUAAAAUGGAACACAGAAGUGUUUGUCUUGCUACAUAUGCAAGAAAGAGGAUUUUUAGCUGUGUUUUCCCUUAGGAAGCUUGCAUGGCAAAUUUUCUCUGUCAUGUAGAACGAACUUGUGAUGCAAAACCUGCAAAAUCCUUACAGUGAAACAGUUUUUUCGUGGGAUAGGAAGGACGAGGACCGGAUUUUUACGUUUCUGAAAAAGGAAGGACGAAGGCGAAUCGCCCUCGAUGAACACGAAAUGCUUUCUUUAAGGAGUAGAUGAGAUGAAGACUCCAUCGAUUUCAAAAGUAACAGUCUAAGCUUUUCUGUAUUUCACGGCCUUCAUCUAUUUUCUUCCAACUCGCAAUAAGUAAAGCUUAUAUUCACUUCAAUUUGAAAUCAAUCUCACCACAAGCUUCAAACCCCCAUUCACCUUUUUUGAACCGCAUUUCAAAAAACAUAUCAAAUUCACAUAAACUCUCUCCCCUUUGUAUUUGUUCCCACGUUUCCAUCUUCAACAUUGUCUCUCCCCGGACCAUGUUUUCAUAUUGUAAAGAAUUCUUUUCGAUUUUCGCGACCCUUGACGCUCUUUUCUCGGUAGUUGCUCUCUAAUCAAGAAUUACUUUCCUAAAACCCAGCUCUUGUUUUGAAAAGUAACAUACUAAAUCAGUAGCUCCAGAAGUUGUUGAAGACAUACCACGUUUCGCGUGAAAAAAAACCCAAUGUCAUAUCUUGGAAAAUGAAUCUUCAGAAACGAGGGGCGGAUGAUAUCUUGACGGAUAUGCCGCUCGACGUGUCUGCAGAUUGUUAAAAAAACAAAUAUAAAAAAUUGCGCAUUGCUAUGUCUCCUAUGUAAAAAUAAUCGCUACGUAAUUACCUCAGUAAACACGACACGUUGUGUGCCGUUCGUUCCCCGGACGAGCCUGCAACUACCGGAAAUUGAACAAACAUGCCAAGAAAAAGCGGAGAAGUACAGAACCCACAGCUGUCCCCCCGCAAUGCAGAAGUUUCCGAAAGAAAAAAUCGUUUUCGCAAU
Amoebophrya sp. A120 is the source of this 3674-nucleotide messenger RNA. The record is from the annotation of a GenBank genome assembly. NCBI's taxonomy places the organism in Eukaryota, Dinophyceae, Syndiniales, Amoebophryaceae.